Messenger RNA from Daucus carota subsp. sativus, 573 nucleotides. Its product is annotated as chromatin remodeling protein EBS-like. The transcript has 4 exons. The coding region runs from base 1 to 573 and encodes 190 amino acids. Lineage: Eukaryota; Viridiplantae; Streptophyta; Magnoliopsida; Apiales; Apiaceae. Gene Ontology annotation, molecular function: chromatin binding. The record is from RefSeq and is a predicted model, not a curated record.
AUGGCAAAGACAAAAGAUGUCAACCAAAACUCCAUUUCUUACCCUGUUAGAGGAAGCAACCAGUUAUCAAAGGUGAUCUCUCCUGGGGAUUGCGUGCUUAUGCAACCUUGUGAGCCUAAUAAGCCACCCUAUGUUGCUCGCGUGGAGAAAUUAGAAGCUAACAACAAAGGUGAAACUACUGUCGAAGUAAGAUGGUAUUAUAGGCCUGAGGAGGCUAUUGGUGGCAGAAGACAGUUUCACGGGGAAAAGGAAGUGUUCCUCUCUGAUCACUAUGAUUUCCAAAGUGCCAAUACCAUUAUAGGGAAGUGUAUUGUGCACUCGUUUAAGGCUUAUUGCGAGCUUGAAGAAGUUGCUGUUGAGGAUUACUACUCUCGCUUUGAGUACCAAGCUUCCUCUGGAGAAUUUACAACGGAUCGUGUUGCAGUGUUCUGCAAGUGUGAAAUGCCGUACAAUCCUGACACCCUAAUGAUACAGUGCGACGAAUGCCAAGACUGGUACCAUCCAGCUUGCGUCAAAAUGACAACUGCUCGGGCAAGGCAGCUGAGCAGCUAUGUCUGUGAUGAGUGUUCCUGA